Messenger RNA from Miscanthus lutarioriparius, 687 nucleotides. NCBI's taxonomy places the organism in Eukaryota, Viridiplantae, Streptophyta, Magnoliopsida, Poales, Poaceae. The record is from the annotation of a GenBank genome assembly.
AUGUACUACAAGGGCGCCCAGCCCUUCUACGCUCUCGAGGCCAUUCACCUCCACUCCGUCGGCACCUGCGAAUCGACCUUCAGGAAAAUGAUGGCACUGUGUCCCCGCCUCCAUACUCUCGAUCUGCGCCGUUGCAACUGCUAUGACACGUUAUGCGGUGCCAAAGCCUUCAUCCCGCCGGCGGGGGAUAACCUGAGGAGUAUUACCGUCGCCAAGUGCCAAGGGGAGACCUGGCUGGAUGAUUUGGCGCUGCCUAGUCUCCGUUAUUUCCGCUACAGCGGCAAUUUCGAUGUAGCACUCCCGAUUAAUCUCUCCGGUCUCACAAUACUCACCGUCUGCAGCAAUGCCCUCAAGAUGGCAUCAUCCCGAUGUACAAAGAUGGCCAACUUUCAGAGCAUGAAAGAGCUACAGCUGCUCAUACUUGGAAUGAAGAUGGACAACCUAGCUGACAUUUAUCUGUUCCUCAAGUCUUGUCACUGUCCUAAUCUUGAGAGGCUCUUUGUGCAGCUCCCAGCUACCUGUGAUGUGCCCUUGGAGGAUUUGGUUGAAGAGGUGAGGGUAGAACUGCUAGAGGAUAGCUUAGUCAACCUUAGAAUGGCGAAGUCAGAUAUCAGAUUGUGUCACUUCAGCCUAGACAUUGGGGAGAUGAGUUGUGAUGCUGUAGUUGUCAUGAUAUACCUGGUGUGA